GCAUCAUGUCCAUUAUGUUAUUCCAUAUGACGGGGAUCAGUCAGUGGUGGACUCCUCGGAGAAUUACUUUGUGACUGACAAUGUAACCAAGCAAGAGAUUGAUCUGAUGCUGGGACUUUUGCUGGGCUUUUGUAUAAGCUGGUUUCUGGUGUGGAUGGAUGGGGUUCUCCAUUAUGCAGUGCGAGCCUGGAGAACUAGCCGACGGUAUGACAAUUCCUGGUCUUGGAUUCCAAAAUUUUGUAACUUAAAGGAGUUCAGAAAACGUCAUCACAGGCAGUACGAGGAGGCGACUGGGAACAUGGUGCACAUCAAACAGAAGCUGUACCAUAAUGGGCACCCUAGCCCGCGGCACCUCUGA
This is a messenger RNA of Fulmarus glacialis (Northern fulmar), 358 nucleotides long. It is a transcript of the gene TMEM240, whose product is annotated as transmembrane protein 240. The annotation marks the transcript as partial. The record is from RefSeq and is a predicted model, not a curated record. The transcript is spliced from 2 exons. NCBI's taxonomy places the organism in Eukaryota, Metazoa, Chordata, Aves, Procellariiformes, Procellariidae.